Messenger RNA from Paramecium tetraurelia, 1806 nucleotides. RefSeq lists its product as uncharacterized. The record is from RefSeq and is a predicted model, not a curated record. Lineage: Eukaryota; Ciliophora; Oligohymenophorea; Peniculida; Parameciidae. The transcript has 5 exons.
AUGUAUUAAAACACUUUGCAAAGCUCAAUAAAAAGGUUUGACAAACUAACUACUUCUGAGACUAAAUAUUCUCGACAAUCUUAAGAUUCCUAUUAUCUAAAAAAUAAAUAGCAAACCCAAUUGGCAAUUCCUAGUUUUCGAACCCUCAUUACAUCUAGAUGCAAAACAUAAUACACUAUAGAUUUAUAAUAGGAUAAAUCACCAACUACUACAUAAAGAAGAAUUCUAAAAAACAAGGAUGAAGUUGCUGAAAAACUUAUUCCAAGAUCAAAUGAAAUACUUGAAAUUUAUGAUGAAUUCGAAAAAAAUUAUAACAAUGUAAAAAUGUUGAACUAAUUCGCUUAUGAUUUGAAUUAUUAGGACCCACAAAUAUUUAGUACGAUAAACAAAUAAGAAUCAGAAAAUAUUAAUAAAGUGACUAAUUAUUAAAAUAACUACCUUACUUAAUGUGAUCUAAAUUAUGAAAUGAAAUUAGAAAUUCAUAGAUUUCGAUUCCAGUAUUACAGAAUUAGAAUCAAGGAUUAAGAAUCUCCUAUUCAAAUAACAUUCUUAAGCUAAAAUGCUCAAAUAAAUAGUCUCAGAUCAUAUUUUUCAUUGAAAAUUGAAUUCCCAACAAAAUUUAAUGCUGACUAUCAAGUAAACAGUAAAUCAAUUAGAAUUUUCACUAACAAUAAUACAUAAUUUUUUACUGAAGACUAUUUAUUUAUGACCUUAUACUCACAAAAUGAUUUUUUAUGUACAGUGGUUGUCACUUUUGGAUUUGAGAGAAAACUGAAAGUCAAUAAGCCAUAAAAAACACAAUCUUUGUUUGAAGAUUUUGUUCCAAGAACAAGAAAGCAAAAGUCUUAACCAAAAAUAUAUUAUUAACCCGAGGCUCGUUUAUAGAAUCUACUUAAUCCUGAGACAUUAUAGCAAAUAAAAUCAGAUAGAUAAAUCAGAUAAUAAAGAGUUCUUAAUAAUGGAAAAAAUAUCACAGAAGAAAAACUAUUAGAAAAGAAGAGCAAAUUAUUUGUGAAGGAAUAGAUCAUAAAAUAUAGAGAGAUUGAAAAAAUUACAAAACAAAAGGUCUCAUAUAGAAAUGCAAUUUAAAAAGCAUGGCUUAAAUGUAUCUUUACAACUAUUUUCCUUCACAACUUACAGUAUUUUUUAUUGUGUUAAAAAAAAUAGAUUCGACUAGAAGCCAGAGGAAAAUUGUUGGUUUGGCAAUUAUAAACUAAAUCUUUAAUUUCUGUCAAAGAUUUUGGAGAUACUCCUACUGAAAGAACUAUUUUUAAGUCUUCACUUUCAUUAAAUGCUAUCUGCAUGGCUUUAAAGAAACCAAUCAAAUAAAAGGCUAAUAAAGUAAUCUCAUCAUAUUUAUAAUCCAUAAUAUUGGCCAUUAGUGUUUUAAAUAAAUAUUAAAGAUGGACAGCAAAAAUAAUUUCCAUUUAAAGGAAUUUCAGGAAUAUGAAAAGCAAAAAAAGAAACUUUAAAGAAAAGCUUUGGAGAUUAAUAAAAGAAGAGUUUGAUGAUAUCAUUUAUGAAUUUGCUUAGUUGAAAGGCAUUACUUCAUACUAUGAUUAUGAAGAAAGAUCACAUAUCCAUAUUGAUACAGUUUUAAUGUUUUCAUUAUUAGAUGAAUAUGCUUAAAGAAAAAAAGAGAUUUGGUAAAAAUAUAUCCAUGAUACAUUUGUUGUUAAUAAUCCUAAGAAUAGACUGAUAAGUUUGGCUAUCAAUUUUAAAAAACCAUCUUUGUUUUAGUUACCUAAUGAAUUCGAGAUCAGAGAUAUAAUAGAGAAGUACGCAUCUAUUAAAAGAUUAAUAUGA